CAGUGACGAGCUCAGUCUCUCUAUGCAGGGCGGGAGGCGUGAUAGCUGACAAUAUUCAAAUGGCGGCUGUAAGGAAGACAUCGAUGUUGAUGUUGGUGGUGAUCUGCUUCAUAGAUGUUGAGUCGGCCGUCGUUGACAACGUUGAGCUGGACUCGAGCGCAGCGCUGAAGGAGCUGAGUCAGCUCAGGAGCAGCUUGCUGAGGCUGCAGGAUCUACAGAGAAAAGGAGGAGGUCAAGCUGACAUCGAGGACCUCCUUCCUGAGGAUGGGGGAGAAAGCGAAGAGACAACAAAGGAGCGGUACAAGCGUCUCAUAGGGGGCAACUCGCAGUGUUCGUGCGCUGCUCUGGCCGCCGUUUCCCGCAAAGUGACUGAUUUUGAAAACGAAGUUCAUCAUCUCGUCGGGAUUGAACGAAAACUCGAUCUAGUCUCGGCCAGCAUCAAAAACCUAGGACAACUGCUCAGUGAAGGCAAAACAGGACCACAAGGGCCACCAGGCAUGCCCGGGGACCGCGGUCUACCCGGCGAGACCGGCGAGAACGGGCCGCCUGGGGCGGACGUCGUGGCGAACAUGAGAGGCGUGCCCGGUCCACGCGGACCGCCGGGGCCCAGAGGGGUUCCGGGAAUAAAGGGACCGAUCGGAGACUGCAUCAAAGGGGACAAGGGGAUGAGAGGAGAGCGUGGGGAGCCCGGUACCAGCGCCCCUGGCAAACCAGGAUACCCAGGGGAUCCUGGGGUACCUGGAAUACCCGCCACCUCAUACCCCAGUACCCCAACAUACCCUUGCACCCCGCCCUCCCCGUCGGUAAUCGAGUGUGGACAACCCGUGACCUGUCCCUCCCCGACGGUGUGCUAUUACCCCAGCGACUGCACUUACUACCCGCAGGGAACUGGUCCAGUGGAUCCAUCCUAUUCAGGGGCCGCACCGUAUCCUGCGUAUCCUAGUGGGCCCGUUUAUCCUAGUGCUCCUGCCUAUCCUAGUGGCCCCGCGUAUGGUCCAGCUUAUCCUAGUGGCCCUGCAUAUCCUAGUAGUCCAGCUUAUCCUGAUGUGGUUUACUAUCCUAGCGGUCCUGCAUAUCCUAGUAGUCCAGCCUAUCCUGAUGGGGGGGUUCUGUAUCCUAGUGGUCCGGCUUAUCCAAGUGCACCAUCUUAUCCUAGUGCACCAUCUUAUCCUGGAGGGGCUGCGUAUCCUGUGAAGGAUGACGACGCUGCUUGGGACGCAUACGUUAGUGGAGACCGCUAA
Molecule: messenger RNA, 1241 nt
Organism: Hyalella azteca
Lineage: Eukaryota; Metazoa; Arthropoda; Malacostraca; Amphipoda; Hyalellidae
Product: collagen alpha-1(I) chain
Exons: 7
Coding region: 60-1241 (393 amino acids)
Source: RefSeq, a predicted model, not a curated record